Molecule: messenger RNA, 7644 nt
Organism: Chrysemys picta bellii (western painted turtle)
Lineage: Eukaryota; Metazoa; Chordata; Testudines; Emydidae
Source: RefSeq, a predicted model, not a curated record
GGGAUCCGCCUCACACCCCCUGCCCCAGGGCAGCGCCCUCCUGCCUUCGCUUGGCACCUGCUGGGGCAGGAGAGUUGCACAGGGCUGGCUCCAGGCAGGAGCGUAGGGCUUCUUGUUCCUGUCGCCCAUUACGCUGAGCCCAGGCUGGUGGCGACCCCCGGAUUGUGGCUAUGGGCCGGGGGGCGCUGCCUCUCCUGCUGCGGGGUGCUCCCAAUCUCCUCUUGUAGCACAGGCAGCUACGUUUGGGCCGGCUGCCUGGUGGGCUCGGAGCGUUCCUCCUGUCCGGUUUGGCUUUGGCUGCGGUGCGUGGGCUGAGCUGCAGUUUGUACCAGUGGGCUCGGCCCCUGGGCUGCGUUCCUUAGCUGGACAUUCACUUGCACGUGUCUGCCGCGGUGGGGUAGAGCCGUCCAGUUCUUAGUGAGUCCAGAGGCCCAUCUGUCCCCUUUGGCAGCCCCUGCAAAGGCCAGGAAUGAAUGAGCUCUGAGCCUGAGGCCCCCUUGUGCCCACAGCACCUGAGCAUGGCAGUGAUGGGGGCUUUGGAAGGAUCUGCAGUGGGGUUCUUCAGAACAGGGUUGAGAGGCAUCAGUGGGAGGCUGUGGCAGGUUUGGGUCACUGCUGUCUGCUGGACAGGUCCUGCAGACGAGCUGGGGGGAGGCUGGACAGGUCCUGUGGGCCAGCGAGGGCCCAGGCUCCUUUCACUGCAAGGAUUCUCCUGCUAAGACUUCCCUGGGAUAGGAGUCUCUCUCCCCUGCUGAGCCUGAAGGACUCUUACACUAAUGUAGUUCUUGGUGAGCAUCCCCGGGAGUGUCUUCAGCUGAAUCUAGGUAGUCACUUUUGGGGGCAUUUAACUUCAAGCCCUCGUGUUAAAGGGGACAGGUCUCCCAGUCAGAGCACAGAACUGGGAGCCAGGCCUCCUGGGGUCUGUUCCUGGCUCUCUGACCCACCCGGUGCCCUGCUUCACCUCUUCCCUAUUGGUAAACAGGGGUGACGGGUGGUGUUGUGGGGGCUAGUCUGGGUCUGUCAAGUGCGAGACAAGUUGUCAUUUGGCUCAAAGGGGGAGGAGGGGCAGCAGCAGGACUGCAGGAAAACAGGCCCUGUGGCUUUCCAGAUGGAGUAACCCAGCCUCUUCCAGGCUGAGAAGCUGGCUGUCCUUAGUAGUUGUCCGAACGAUGUUGUUUUGAGUAGGUGCACGAGUUUCUCCGAGCUUUGGCUUGAAGCCGCUGGCGUAGCACUUCUGCAGCGCAAUGGAGAUGCCCCGUGGAAGGGCAGCUCUCCGGCAGUGGGCUCAGACUGUCUGGUAUCCUCGUGGUGACCGUGGUUUUGAGGGUCAGAGCGUCGCUGAGCACUGAGAACUAGUCAGGCCUGUACUUUGAUGGAGUUGCAGGUUAGCGCCUGCUCUCGCAGCCCAGUGAGGUGGGCACGAACAGCCUGGCUUCUCUCUGAGAGAUGACUCCAGACUCGGUGCUCAGAUGAAGGGGCAACUGAAUAACAAGGUGACAGUGCUGCUGGCUCAGUCAGGAUCUCCCCAGAGGUCCCGUGGGCCUGCCCUGCUCUAAUCCACCCCCUGCCGAAGUGAACCCAUCGAGAGUCGGCUCAAUGCGAUCCAUGAAUCAGGCGGCUCUUGGAGAUGUGCUGGGUGCAACAUCGUGACGUGGGCUUGCUGAGCCAUCGGGGAAUGGUUUCUAGUUGAGGCCGGGCAUUGACUGCCCACAUCCUGUGCAAUCCCAGCUCCAGUAGAGAGGAGGCCGGAACCGAUCUGCGCCUUUGUUUCUGCAUUCUUGGCUGGUCAGCGAAGUGCCAGAGAACCCACUGGGAAUGCGCCAGGGCUCGCAGCCUGCAGUAACCCUAACCCUCGCACCUGUGCUGUGUAGUCUGGGAGCCGGCACACAAUGGAACACAGUGUCUGUCACCCGGCAUGUUUUGUCAAUAAAACCCAGGGCCCAAUAUGUUCGGAGCCAGGGAGAAGGUGCUGUAGGAACCUGCUUUGGGUUUGGCCUUGUGCUAGUCAGUGGCAGCUGAGACUGGCUGGGCCUGGUGGCUGGGCCUGGUCUGUGGAGCAGGAACUGCAGAACCCAAAACAGUAAACAGCCCCAGUGCAGACGCGUCUGCCCUGGCGGAGACACUCAGGCCUCUGGGCACACGCGGGGGUGGGGAGAAGGGAAAGGGGCCCAUGCGCUGCGCUGCCCCUUUGCAGGCCGUUCCUUGUGUUCUGUGCAGCUUGCUCAAUAGGCCAGGGUGACUCGUUCCUUCCUCCUUUCAUGACGGGGCCUGCUGGGAACAGUUUUGCUUCCUCUCUUGUGUUCCUCACCCCGUGGCCACUCCAGCCAGAGCCUGGGGUUUUGAUUCUCCCUCCCCCAGGUUGCGAGGGGCCCCCGCUUGGCAUAUUGUAGUCAGGCUGGCUGUAACUGACCGGUGCGUGGUGACCCCAGUCCUGCAGCUCCUAGCGUGGGGAGAACAUGAGCCACUGGGGCCCUGUGGCUAUUGUGGGGGGUGUCUCCCAUGGGCCCAGGAUAGUCCCUGGAGAGGCCUGCACUUUGUCUCAGAUCACAGGCUGGGGACAGAGUUCUUACCAGCCAGUGGGGGCAGGAGUGGGCAGGGCCGGGGUGGUGGGUCCUGGCCAUCGCAGACAGAAGCGAGACCCAGCAGGCUGGUCUGGGGCAGGGCUGGGCUAGACACCUCCCUUGCCCACCUUCCCAGCCCUUGCUGGCCAGAGGCUGGGAGCAGGCAGGGUGUAGUGGGCUCUGAGCUGCUUUGAAUGCAAUUUGAGCACUGUCCGGUGAGCUGCCAGCUCCCUGCUAACUCCAGUGAUUCAGGGACUAGAGCUGGGGGUCCCUGGGGGACUGGCUGUCCGGCAAUGGUCGAACGGCCGGGCCGGGCCUGACUCCCCUGCAUGCAGCCAGGCCUGUCCCCUCAGCUGGAGCAUUGACACUGCCCAGAGCAAGCGUCCCAGCCAGCCUGGUGGGUUAACUCUGGGCGAGUCCCUCCGGCUAGAGGCUGGCCACAGAUGUGAGGGGCCAGGGCAGCCAGCCACCUUCCCUCAGGGCUUGUGGUUCCCCCCUAAGGCAUCUGGGGGGGGGGCCUGGGUGUCUUCCUCCAUGCAGGCCCCCCUGCGUGUUCUGACCCACGUGAGGUGGCUGAGUUAGCUGCCAGGUGACUCUCCGCGAAGGUCUGCUCAGUGCACUGAGCGCUCGGUGCUUUAGAGACUGCCAGGACGCCAGCUCCCUGCCCCAAGGAGCUCAGUGACUUGAGCCUGUGAAUUCUGCGGGGGCCGGCGAGGCCAUGGAUUCUGGCCUUGGCGUACGAGGGAAGGUAUCUGAUGUUUUGGAGGGGACUCGCCACCCUCUCUUCCUCCGUGUUCCCUUCUAACCCUGCUUUGCUGAAGGUGUGAUUGACAUGCUGCCUACACCAUGCAGCCAUCCAGCCUUCGCUCUGUUACCCACCCCACGUAUCUGGUGUGAUGCCAGGACUGGAACGGCUGCCUUCGGUUAUCUGCUCCUUGGAGCAGGGGCGCGGCCUCCUCUGUGCCUGGGAUACAGCCCCAGAACCAUACAGGCUGCAUAAAUAAUGCAUGUCUUCUCCACUCUGCCGCUCGAUUUUCCAGCUUGCGCUGCUAGUGCCCCUUGGGAAGCGCGGAGGAGAUGUGCUGUUAGUGAGGGGAGACUUCUCACAACCAGUGCCCAAGGAAGGGCUGGAAACCGUUCUGAGUCAGAUGUUCCCGCACUGGAGGGGGGGUUAAGUGCAUGUGAAUUUCAAACUCUGUAAAGGAGGGAGCUGGGCCCUGCUGCUGGCCCUUCACUGGGCUUGUUUGAGGCCUGGGUUCUCGGCUGGGACCUGACAGAUGAGUUGUUGGCCUUUUCCUCCCGCAGGCAGAAAUUGGUUACCGCUUUAGCCUGUGCGCAGCACGCUGUGUUUCAGGGCCUCUCCUGCUCUGGGCACUGGUCAAGCUGGUCCCGACUGGGGAGCGUUGGGACUCCCUGGCAGAGUGCGCAGUACUCAUGGCUUCGAAACGCAGCGUUUGUACCUGUGGGGUGAGGCGUCCCCCUCCCUGGCCAGCCAUAGAACAGCUUCCGCUGUUGUAUCAAGCUCCUGGCCCCGAUGCGGCAUCACCAGUGCCUGCCACUGCUCCGUGGGCGCAGAGGGAGAUUGGCGUGGCACUGGGCAGUUCCCUGCUGCUAUGGGGAGACCUGGGGGCAGUCAGGAAACUGUCUCAAGGCUUGUUAAUUUCUUGCUGCCAUUGCUUGGGCAGGCUCUGAGCAGCAACUGGCCCUGAAUCUGAGCCAUGGCUGGUCUCUCUCGUAUCCCCUCUGGCUGGCUGGGGAGUGGGACGCUUUCAAGUCCUGGUUUGGGGGUCGGGGGCGUUAAGCUAUUGAUUUAGGACGUUUUACGAGUCCCUGCCAUGUAAACCUCAGAAACCAACCAAUCAUCCUCACAACAGUGAGAGUUUGUUUAAAGAGACCGUGUAAAGGAUUUAGUCACCCGCUCUCGGUGGUGUGGCCAUGUUGGUGAGCUUCGGUGCAAUGCCCGCGCCACGUGGGUUCUAGUGAUUGUAUGACAGCUGAUUGCAAGCCCCGCGCUGUGUGGUUUCCAUGGGGAGGGGUUUCUAGGCCUAGUGUCUCUAGCAGGGCUUGUGCCUAGCAGCUGCUGUGAGUGCGAGGGAGCGCCGUAGUCUGGAAAUCAGGAGAUUAAUUCUGGGGGGAAGAGGCCAAGUGCUGGGGCACCAGAAAUACCUUUACAAGCAAGACUGUCCUGGGAAGGAGGGGGCUGAGUCCCCUCCGCCAGCCGCUGAAAUGGGAGAAAUGGCCCCAGGCUAGCGGGGAGCCAGUUUCAGUUAGACCCCCCCCCUUCCCCUUUACGAUGGGCACUGGGGCACUGCUGGGGGUGCCCAGGGAUGUGCUGAGCAGGGUGUGGGGGCCUUUCCUAGCCCGCCUGCCUGAGCUGGGCUCCUUGCAGCUCUCUGCAUCACCGUAAUGGGCUGCUAGUGGGGGUGAGUCUCUCGCCCACCAGAGUGUGGCCUGCUGCCCCAGCAGUCCCCUGCAGCUCCCUCCCCAGGCCCCACAGCGCUGGGCCCCCUGCGCUGCUGGAGCAAGGAGAGAGGUGUUUUUCAGGAGUCAUGGAAGAGAACAAGCCAUGGGUUGGAAGGUGAGGUGAUGGGCAGAUCCCACGCGAUCUCAAGCUGCAGCAGCCUCCAUGGUGCUGGGACAUGCUCCUCCAUCCUGCUCCGGCUCAUUUCUGUGUUUGGGGGCAGUAUGGCCUAGUGCAGUGAUUCUCAACCCGUGGGCCACGUGCGGCCCAACCAGCUCUCAGCUGCGCCCAUGUGACGCCCUCAGGGCCAUACAGGUAGUGUCUACAUGGUGUGGAUGGGGCCCACAUAACACAGAGAGCUGCAUAUGCGGCCCACAGUGGUAACUAGGUUGGGCACACUGGUCUAGUGGUUGGAGCACGGCUCUGGGUGCCAGGAAGGGCAGAGUUCUAGUCCUGGUCGCUGCUCGGCCCCUGCUCCAUAUCCUGCCAGCGCUCCUAAGCCAGCAGCCAUUCCCUUGCAGGGCUCUCAGACCUAGUGCCCCAGGAGCGUGCAGCCCAGACCCAUCCCGGAUUGCUGUGCCCAGCCGGGUGCAGACUGUCCGCCCCGUGACUCGUGCUGGCGCUGACUCACGGGUGUGGUCGGAGGCUCAGUGUGACGGGGCAGCAUGUGAGGAUCAGUAAAGGAGCCCAGGCUUUGCACUGCGGAAGGAAUGAGCCAGCCAUGCCAAGUGCUCACGCGCACUCCCUGAGGGGCAGGGCGCUGGGGGAGCGGGGCAGACCCCGCUGGGCCCCGAGGGCUGCCUUGCCCUGGCUGGCGGGCGACCUCAUCUGUACCUUCAGGGCCAGAUUGGCGCCCGUGGCCCAGCUGGAAGGGGGUGGUUGUCUCUCCCCGCUGACCCUGCUUUGUGGGUGGAGGAGGGGCCAGAUACCACGGUGAUGGACGCAGUAGCAGCACGCGCAGGAUCUGUCUCCAGUCAGCGUUGGUGCGACGCCCCCUAUGUGUGCGAAUGAGGUGGUCAUCAGGCUGGACCAUGGCUGCUUUCAGCGUAUCUGGCGGGAAACACCGGGACAGCUGCUGGUGGGCGCCCUGGGCGUGGGGAAUCCGUCCCACCCUAAGCUCCCCAGGGCAGGGCUCCCUGUCUGUCUGGAGGGCUGCCUGGCACGGGGCUUCCUGGUGCCCUUCUGUCCACUGGCAGCCAGGCUGCUCGGUUGGUGCGGGUGGCUCACAGCAGCCGGGCUGGGCAGGGUGGGAGCAGCUAGGCCAGGCUGGAGCUCGGGCUGACUGAAGGUUCCCCCUUGCUCUUCUUUUCAGGUAUCUGCUACACGAUAUUUGACCUGGGCUUCCGUUUCGAUGUGGCCUGGUUCUUAACGGAAACCUCCCCCUUCAUGUGGUCCAACCUGGGCAUCGGCCUGGCCAUCUCACUGUCCGUGGUGGGCGCAGCCUGGGGGAUCUACAUCACUGGCUCCAGCAUCAUCGGCGGGGGAGUGAAGGCCCCCAGGAUUAAAACAAAGAACCUGGUCAGCAUCAUCUUCUGUGAGGCCGUGGCCAUCUACGGGAUCAUCAUGGCGAUCGUCAUUAGCAACAUGGCUGAGGUGCCUGCUGCCGGGAGGGGGGGGGGAGGGGCACCCCCCAGGCAGCCCCUGGAGCUCUGCACUGUCUCCCCUGACAUGUCCGUACGGGGGGGGGGGCAUAGCCAAGGCUCAGGGUCUCUUCACUGCUUCCCUCAAAUAUCGCUGGGCAGAGCAGCAAACCCAGCGCAGGCGCCUGGCGGGGGGAUCCCCUUCCGCAUGGGGUGUCCCUGGCUCCCCUGGGCUGCGGUCCUGGCUCUAAGUGGCCUGUACCAGCUGCGGCAGUGCCAGGAGCCCGGGGAGCUGGUGGUAGUGGGCAGAGCCUGGCGUCCCGCUGGGCUGGGGGCUGGGUGCCCACGGGGCUGCCUCUGGCAGCUCCUAAGAGUUUCCCAGCCUGGGCCAGCGCCCGGAGUGCCCCAGCGGGCUCUCACAGGAGGAGGCCAAGCCCCUGUGCAAGCCAGGCCUUGGCCUGGGGCCUGCUGCAUCUCACCGCUCCCUGCCCCAUCCCUUCCAGGUUUCUCCAUGUUUGGGGCUGGUCUGACCGUGGGCCUCUCCAACCUGUUCUGCGGGGUGUGCGUGGGCAUUGUGGGCAGCGGGGCUGCACUGGCCGACGCCCAGAACGCCAGCCUCUUCGUCAAGAUCCUGAUCGUGGAGAUCUUCGGCAGCGCCAUCGGGCUCUUCGGGGUCAUAGUCGCCAUCCUGCAGACAUCUAAAGUAAAAAUGGGGGACUGAGCCCCUGCCCGUUCCGGCCUGGCCCCCUGCGGGCGCGACUGUACAUAUUUAUUUAAUGUUUCUAUUUCCUGAUCGGGGGCGUCGCUUCGCCGCGUCGGGAGCGGGAGCCCAGGUGUAUAGAACCGUCCCUGCUGAUCCGCCGCCCGCUGGCCCCAUGGAAGAAAUAAUCAUCUGUGUGUGAAUUCGGCUCCCUCCUGUCGGCCCAGCCAGCCGGAGGGGGGGCGGGGGGGGGCAGGGUUGCUGCCUGAGUGUUCCCGGUGUGUGUACAAAUCAAUUGACCAGUGUAAGUCAGUGUCACGUGAAAUAAACAUGGUUCCUGUC